AUGCCAAAGAUCUCUGUCCUUAUGGCCGCCUUGGGCCUCUCGUUGACGAAUAUCCCGGGCGUUGUUUCAUCAAGUGUCCCCCAGUCCAUCGCUCACUCGAGAAUCCUCCCCAGAGCUUGUGACGUCAAGGCAGCGUACGACUACAUUAUCGUUGGAGGAGGUACCUCCGGCCUGACAGUCGCUGAUCGAUUGACGGAAAGCGGCAAGCACAACUCGUCUCAGGUGAACACCGUCACGACUGGCCUGCUAUCCUGGCGCAACCAGUCCCACACCUUCAAUUUCUCCUCCUUACCCCAAGAGGGUCUCAACGGCCGCAAGAUCAAUGUCAUUGGCGGCGUCAUGCUCGGUGGCUCGACGGGCGUCAACGCCAUGCAGGUCCACCGCGGUCAGAAGGAGGACUACGACAGAUGGGGGUCCUACUUCAGCAAUGAAUCGGAAUGGAGUUGGGAUGGCCUGCUGCCCUACUUCAAAAAGGCGUGGAACUUCCACCCUCCUACCCCCGAGCUGACGGAGCAAUUCGACAUCAAGUACGACGAGAGCUUCUGGGGCAACUCAUCCGGCAUCCACGCUUCGUUUCCGACUUUCCACUGGCCUAUGCUGAAGACCGAAGUAGAAGCGUUUAAAGAAAUACGAGGCGUCGACUUCCCCGCCGACUCAGGCGCCGGCGAGCCGGGCGUCUUCUGGUAUCCAACCUCCUUCGACCCGGCCACCGUAACGCGGUCCAUGGCCAGGCGAGGCCACUGGGACGGCAUCGAGGCCGCGCGGGACAACUACGAGACCAUUACCGGGCAUAAGGUACUCAAGGUCCUCUUUAAUGACGGCAGCGACGGUGACAGUGACAGUGAGACCGAGACCCGGACCGCCAUCGGCGUCUCUUACGUCGAGGCAAACUCCACCACCGCAAGGGGCGCGCGGAUCGUAAAGGCCAGGAAGGAGGUUAUCCUGGCCACGGGAUCCAUUCACACGCCGCAAAUUCUGCAGCGCAGCGGCGUGGGUGAGAGGCCGCUUCUCGAGGCCGCUGGGAUCGAGGUUGUCGUCGACUUGCCCGGCGUGGGACAGAAUUUCCAGGACCACCCUGUCGGUGCCGGGGCUACCUUUACCUUCACCAACUUUGACGUCCAUCCGGACAUGACCGACCUCGUCAACAACCAAACCUUCAUCGACGAAGCCAAAGCAGAGUUCGAAGCAAACCGAACCGGACCUCUUACCAUAGGCGCGGGCAACGUAGCAACAUUCCUCCCCUUCCCAGUAAUAGCCCCCUCCUUCGAAGCCAUCACAUCCGCCUACGAAUCCCAACCCCCCUCAGCCCACCUGCCCCCCGAUACACACGCAACCGUAAUAGCAGGCUACGCAGCCCAACAAACCCGCCUCGCAGCAGCCCUCCGCUCCCCCGGCGCCGCCUUCUACAACUUCUUCCUCCGCGGCGCGCCGACAGAAAGCAACUUUGUCCUCCUCCACCCGCUAUCGCGCGGCACAAUCUCCCUCAACACCAGCGACCCCUUCUUUUCCGAACCCGUCGUCGACUACCGCGCGCUAAGCAACCCGACCGAUCUCGCCGUGCAAAUCGAGUUUAUCCGCUUCACCCGACGCUACUUUCUCGAGUCCGCGACGCUGGCGCGCUACGCGCCCGUGGAGACGGUUCCCGGUGCGAACGUUACCACCGACGAAGCGCUGGGCGAGGCCGUGAGGAGGAUGGUGAGCCCGACGACGUUUCACCCCGUCGGCACGGCGGCUAUGAUGCCGAGAGCGUUGGGAGGGGUCGUGGAUGAGGGUUUGGAGGUGUAUGGGGUCCGGGGGUUGAGUGUUGUUGAUGCGAGCGUGAUGCCUGAUUUGCCGGGGGCGUAUACGCAGCAGACUGUGUAUGCUGUUGCUGAGAAGGCUGCUAGUUUGAUUAAAGCCCGGGCGUGA
Molecule: messenger RNA, 1908 nt
Organism: Colletotrichum fioriniae
Lineage: Eukaryota; Fungi; Ascomycota; Sordariomycetes; Glomerellales; Glomerellaceae
Source: RefSeq, a predicted model, not a curated record